Suncus etruscus (white-toothed pygmy shrew) is the source of this 2569-nucleotide messenger RNA. It is a transcript of the gene INTS13, whose product is annotated as integrator complex subunit 13. Gene Ontology annotation, cellular component: integrator complex. The transcript is spliced from 17 exons. The coding region runs from base 150 to 2270 and encodes 706 amino acids. The record is from RefSeq and is a predicted model, not a curated record. NCBI's taxonomy places the organism in Eukaryota, Metazoa, Chordata, Mammalia, Eulipotyphla, Soricidae. Gene Ontology annotation, biological process: regulation of mitotic cell cycle; centrosome localization.
AAGGAAGCAACCAAGCAACCCACCCGUGUGCUGGGAGAUGAGCGGGGCCAGCCUCGUCCUCCCCUGUGUGCGCUGACCCUUUCUCCGGAGUGCCCGAGGUCCUGUUUUUUCGCUUGCAUUGCUGGACCUGGCACGAAAAGGAAAGCAAAAUGAAGAUUUUUUCGGAAUCUCAUAAGACCGUGUUCGUGGUGGAUCAUUGCCCGUACAUGGCAGAAUCGUGCAGGCAGCAUGUGGAGUUCGAUAUGCUGGUGAAGAACAGAACUCAGGGAAUCAUCCCUCUGGCCCCUAUAUCUAAAUCAUUGUGGACUUGCUCAGUCGAAUCAUCCAUGGAAUAUUGUAGAAUAAUGUAUGAUAUAUUUCCUUUCAAGAAGCUGGUGAAUUUCAUUGUGAGUGACUCUGGAGCACAUGUUUUAAAUUCUUGGACUCAAGAAGACCAAAAUUUACAGGAGCUAAUGGCAGCAUUAGCUGGUGUUGGGCCUCCUAACCCACGUGCAGAUCCCGAAUGCUGCAGUAUUCUGCAUGGACUUGUUGCAGCUGUGGAAACCCUUUGUAAAAUCACAGAGUGCCAAAAUGAGGCUCGCACCUUGCUAAUGGAGAAUGCAGAACGAGUAGGAAACCGAGGACGGAUCAUCUGCAUCACGAAUGCAAAGAGUGAUAGCCAUGUGAGAAUGCUUGAGGACUGUGUCCAGGAAACAAUUCACGAGCACAACAAACUUGCAGCAAAUUCAGAUCAUCUCAUGCAGAUUCAGAAGUGUGAAUUGGUCCUGAUCCACACCUACCCCGUUGGUGAAGAUAGUCUUGUAUCUGACCGACCUAAAAAGGAGUUGUCUCCAGUUUUAACCAGUGAGGUCCAUAGUGUUCGUGCAGGACGACAUCUUGCUACCAAAUUAAAUAUUUUAGUACAACAACAUUUUGACUUGGCAUCAACUACUAUUACAAAUAUUCCAAUGAAGGAAGAACAGCAUGCUAACACAUCUGCCAAUUAUGAUGUGGAACUUCUCCAUCACAAGGACGCACAUGUGGAUUUCCUGAAAAGUGGUGAUACUCACAUAGGCGGCAGCAGUAGAGAAGGUGCAUUUAAAGAGACGAUAACAUUGAAGUGGUGCACUCCAAGAACAAAUAACAUUGAAUUACACUAUUGUACAGGCGCAUAUCGAAUCUCCCCUGUAGAUGUAAAUAGCAGACCUUCCUCCUGCCUUACCAAUUUUCUGCUGAAUGGUCGCUCUGUUCUGUUGGAACAGCCACGAAAGUCAGGCUCCAAAGUCAUUAGUCAUAUGCUUAGUAGCCAUGGAGGAGAGAUUUUUCUGCACGUCCUUAGCAGUUCUCGCUCUAUUCUAGAAGAUCCUCCUUCAAUUAGUGAAGGGUGUGGAGGGAGAGUUACAGACUACCGGAUUACAGAUUUUGGUGAAUUUAUGAGGGAAAACAGAUUAACUCCUUUUCUAGACCCCAGAUAUAAAAUCGACGGAAGUCUUGAGAUCCCUUUGGAACGAGCGAAAGAUCAAUUAGAAAAACACACGCGUUACUGGCCUAUGAUCAUAUCGCAAACCACCAUUUUUAACAUGCAAGCGGUAGUUCCAUUAGCCAGUGUUAUUGUGAAAGAGUCUUUGACGGAAGAAGAUGUGUUAAACUGUCAGAAAACAAUUUACAACUUAGUUGAUAUGGAAAGAAAAAAUGAUCCUCUACCUAUUUCCACCGUUGGAACAAGAGGAAAAGGCCCUAAAAGAGAUGAACAGUAUCGGAUCAUGUGGAAUGAAUUAGAGACCCUCGUCAGAGCCCAUAUCAACAACUCAGAUAAGCACCAAAGAGUUUUGGAAUGUCUGAUGGCAUGUAGGAGCAAACCUCCUGAGGAGGAAGAACGGAAGAAGCGGGGAAGAAAACGGGAGGACAAAGAGGACAAGUCAGAGAAAGCAAUGAAAGAUUAUGAACAGGAGAAAUCCUGGCAGGACUCGGAGAGAUUGAAAGGAAUCUUAGAACGUGGAAAAGAGGAGUUGGCUGAAGCUGAAAUUAUAAAAGAUUCUCCUGAUUCCCCAGAACCUCCAAACAAAAAGCCCCUUAUUGAGAUGGAUGAAAUGCCACCAAUAGAGAAAUCCAAAGGGCCUGUUUCCUUGUUAUCCUUAUGGAGUAAUAGGAUCAAUACUGCCAAUUCCAGGAAGCAUCAAGAGUUUGCUGGGCGUUUGAACUCUGUUAAUAACAGAGCUGAAUUAUAUCAACAUCUUAAAGAGGAAAAUGGAAUGGAGUCAACAGAAAAUGGAAAAGCCAGCCGACAGUGAAGAAACUAACCUGAGAAACUCAAUUUAGGGUUUGGGGCAUGCAUACUUUUACAGCAAGAUUGUAUAGUUAUGUGGCCUGGACCGGUUUUUACAAUUUUUAAAUAUUUCCACAAAAUUUAUCUUUUUUGUAUUGUAAAAUUGGCACAUAUGUCAAAGAUAUACAUUGAGAUUUGUCUCCCCAGAACACACAAAAAAGUUUAUUUUAUGGUAAAGGGUAUUUCCUCUGGAGAUGUUUUUUAAAAAAUUUUCUUAAACUUCUCUUUGCCAAAUAAAACUAUUAAAAAUAUUGAAAAGGGAAA